GUCAUAACCGGAAGUGCGAGCUGGUUUUGGACCAGAAGGUCGAAGUCAUGAUCGUAGCAGGUUGCUACAACAAAGAAUACUCAACAAAAACAUUUAAUUUAAUGGAUAGAUGGAUGGAUUGAUUAGAGUUUGGCUUUCUCUAAACUGACAGAAAUAUAGACUAAUAAUAAGGCUCCCAUGCAAGUUAACAGAAAAAAGUUGCAAAGAAAAAUUACAACUCAACAAACAUUUUAAUGUUCCCCCUUUGAACCUCAGUGCAAUGGAUAUAUAGAGCUACUUGUCAUUUGGAAUUGGGUAUGAUUAUAAUUAGCAAAAGUGCAAUAUUACUAUGAAGUUUUGAAAUACAAAUAAGAAAUUUUGCAAUACGAAAGUCACAAUGGAAGAAGAGAUACUUGAACCUCCUACCAAAAAGCUCAAAACGGGUAUAAACGGAUCUGAAGACGCAAGUCUUAAACUUAAAGAACAAUCAGACGUUAACAAAACGCCAAGUUCAAAAUCGGAAACCCAAAAUGUUGAAGAAAUGACACAAAGUUCCGAAGACAAGAAAAAGCUAAAAAGCAAAGAAUUGAAUUUGGGUGAAACCAAACUGUCCAGACUUGGGGGGGUGGCAGGUCCGGAAGGGUUAGAAUUUGAUGUCAUCGAUGAGUUUGAAAUCACGGACAAGGAGGAGAAGGGAAGCAGUCCGGCGGAUGUGGAGGACCGUUACCAUGGCAACGAGGACAUCUCAGAUGACGAGGACAUUGACAUUGACGCCAUGUUGGAUGCCGGAGUGGCCCAUUAUAAGAAACAUAGGGGGGGACAGGAUGGGGAGGGGAGGGGCGGUGAGGCGUCAGAAGAGCCCAUCAUCAAGUAUAAAACUGUCCUCAAGUCUCUAGGUCACGAGCCCCUGGAGCCGCUGCCUGAAGGGUGGAUCGUGACGACGCACAACUGCGGCAUGCCGGUGUACCUCCACCGCGAGACACGCGUCGUCUCGUGGUCUCGCCCCUACUUCCUCGGGACCGGCAGCAUCAGGAAACACAACAUCCCCAUUUCCAGUAUUCCCUGCUUCCACUACAUCAGGGAGAAGGAGAAGAAACUGGGCCCCCUUCUGUGUGACAUCACCACACAAACCCAUGAUGUCACCACACAGGGUGUUCCGCAUGAGGUCAAGGUGAAAACAGAGGUCAGAAGUGUCUGCCCAUAUAACGGUGAUGAAAGCACGACAAGUCGUGAUGUCAUCAAAUCUGAGGAGGAUGACAGAAGUGAUGAUGUCGCGAAGGUCAUGGCGGGGUCAGAAGAAUCUCAAGGUCACCAAGAUGGCGGCGACUCGGAUGACAUCAGCACGAACGGCUCUAACCACGCCUCCGCCCCAACCAGCGACAGGGAGCAUGCUGGGAAGCCUGAUGACAUCACCGCUGCAGUGUGCACGUCAAGUGAUGACCCGGUGAGCAGCUCAGAAACUGAUGAUGUCACCGCUCCUGCUGAUGCGGACGGGUCUGACCAGAACGGAGGCCGUGAUGCCAUUUCCGCGGCAACUGUUGCCAUGGAAACAUCCUCUGACAACGGCACCAACCACGAAGCGUCUGCUAGCAGCAGUGCAACAGAAGGAACGUGCCAUUCUACCAAAGGGGAGGUCAAGCUUGGUCAGGCAGCCAAACUUGAGGUGUGCAGGGAGGAAUCUGUAGAUGCGGACCAGUUCCGAAGUUACUUGGAGAGAAGGUUCAAGUUCGACACCAUCACAAUCCGCAAGUUCAGAACCUGGGCAGAGCGCCGACAGCACAACAAACUCAUGAAGAAAAAGGAACUGGAAGAUCGGCCGACACUGUCCUCCAAUGCCAAAGUCAUCACCCUGUCCGUCCCUGGAGCAGACAGCAACAAACCAGCCGGCCAGAAGAGAGAAUUCCUGUUGAACCCUGCUGGCAAGUCGUCAGUGUGUAUUCUACAUGAGUACACACAGAGGGUCAUGAGGGCACAGCCACAGUACCAGUACACAGAGUGUGACAAUGCAGCAGAGCCUUUUGCUGCGACAGUAGAAAUCCAGAGCAUUAAAUACGGGACAGGAACGGCCAGCAGCAAGAAACAGGCUAAACUCAAGGCAGCCAAGGCCACACUGGAGAUCCUGAUUCCUGACCUGUACAAGCAGAACAGUGAAGCCGUGUCAGAGGAGAUGGAGUACUUUGACCACAUCGGUGUGGAGGACAGCCGUGUUUAUGAACUCUGCAGCAAGGCCGGUCAGCUGUCUCCCUACCAGAUGCUCACCGAGUGCCUCAAGAGGAAUUUUGGAAUGGCCGACACAGACAUCAAGUUUGAUGUCGCGGUGGGUAAGCACCAGAAGAGCCAGUACACCAUGACGGUGGGAAAACACACUGUACAGGACUGGUGUAAGAACAAGCGGAUAGGGAAGCAGCUGGCUUCUCAGGCCAUUCUACAGAAACUCCAUCCUCACAUCAAGACAUGGGGGUCGCUUAUAAGGAUGUACGGACGGGAUUCCUCCAACUUUCUUAAGGAGAAAAAGGAGGAAGAACAGAGCAUUUUGGAGCUGACCCAGUUCUCUAAGAAGAACCGACCCAACAUGAAAAUCAUCGACAAACUUCAGGCAGAGAUGAGAAAACUCAAGGAGCAACGGGAUGCGCUGACUGGCAAGAGGAAGUUCAACCCAGGCAAUGUGGAGAAACCUCCCAACUCUCUCCUCUGCACCCUGGAUGUCUGAGAAAUGAUACACAAAGUUCCAACUAGAAAUACUA
Messenger RNA from Branchiostoma belcheri (Belcher's lancelet), 2723 nucleotides. RefSeq names its product microprocessor complex subunit DGCR8-like. Bases 377 to 2689 code for a protein of 770 amino acids. The transcript has 16 exons. Gene Ontology annotation, cellular component: microprocessor complex. Lineage: Eukaryota; Metazoa; Chordata; Leptocardii; Amphioxiformes; Branchiostomatidae. Gene Ontology annotation, biological process: primary miRNA processing. Gene Ontology annotation, molecular function: double-stranded RNA binding; heme binding; identical protein binding. The record is from RefSeq and is a predicted model, not a curated record.